Serpula lacrymans var. lacrymans S7.9 is the source of this 207-nucleotide messenger RNA. RefSeq lists its product as uncharacterized. Bases 1 to 207 code for a protein of 68 amino acids. NCBI's taxonomy places the organism in Eukaryota, Fungi, Basidiomycota, Agaricomycetes, Boletales, Serpulaceae. The record is from RefSeq and is a predicted model, not a curated record. The transcript has a single exon.
AUGGUAUUCAAGAAAUGGAGGACAUGUAGUUUUGGGGAUAAGCACAAGGGGGUUGAAGUGGAAAAGAUACUGCAAACCCUUUGCAUGCUGACGAAUGUUCAGAGCAAGGGAUGGUUGUUCUCCGGGAUCUUUGCUAGGGAAGAUCAAACAGCUUAUCAUCGAGAUGCUGCUGACUUCCAUCCGAACUUCAUGGUUGUACCUUGCUAG